This is a messenger RNA of Hemicordylus capensis (graceful crag lizard), 1270 nucleotides long. It is a transcript of the gene EMC9, whose product is annotated as ER membrane protein complex subunit 9. Gene Ontology annotation, cellular component: EMC complex. The transcript is spliced from 6 exons. Bases 163 to 798 code for a protein of 211 amino acids. The record is from RefSeq and is a predicted model, not a curated record. Lineage: Eukaryota; Metazoa; Chordata; Lepidosauria; Squamata; Cordylidae.
CACAGGAGCAAAGAGGUAUAGCUGGAAUCUUGGGAGGUAGCAGAGAAGUGCUGUAAAGUCCGGGUGGAAAGUAUGAACUGUUUUGAAGAGCAGGAAUGUUGAGGAGCAACGAGUAAGAGCAGAAGAGACUCUGAAGUGCGGCGUGGAGCUCAAGAGAACUUGAUGGGUGAAGUGGAAAUCUCAACCCGGGCAUAUGUCAAGAUGUGCCUUCACGCUGCACGCUACCCCCACGCUGCAGUGAACGGGCUGCUCUUGGCUCAAAGGCAUCGGGCAACGCUGGCCGGGUCACUAGAGUGCCUCUGCAUCACAGACUGCGUCCCCCUCUUCCACAACAACCUUUCCCUCACUGUCAUGCUGGAGGUGGCCUUGAACCAGGUUGACGUUUGGAGCUCACAGUCAGACUUGCUCCUGGCCGGCUAUUACCAGGCCAACUCUGGGAUUGACGACAAGAGUCCUUCCCUCCUUGCACAAAAGGCUGCUGGACGCAUUGUGGAAUUAAACGAGGAUGCCGUGCUGAUCAUGCUGGAUAAUCGCAAGUUGACAAUAAAUUCCCGGGUCCCUUCAAUAAUUGUUUUGGAGCACAAAGAUCGACAGUGGGUCCCCAAAGACAAGAACCUGGUCAUGUGGAGUGACUGGGAAUCCUCCCAUCACAUCUGCAAAUCCCUCCUGGAAGCCAAAGCAUACACCCAAUUGGUUGACUUUGAUGCCCACCUGGAUGACAUCAGGAAGGACUGGACCAAUCAGCAGCUCAACACAGAAAUUGCUCAGCUGGUGUCAGUAGCCAAUGGCAGUGCGUGAAGACAGACUUAGUCAGCACACAGCAGCAGCCAAGAUGAGAGUGAAGGUCAAACUGAGGAGAUACUCAUCACCUCUGAUCGCACAGCUCUCCCUUCCUGCAUUUUUUAUGGAGGCUGAGAGAAACGGGACUUGUCGCUGGCCAUUUUUAUUCCUUUUCUUCCCCCAGAAAAGGGAUGUGCCCCAAAUAUUCAUUAUGAGCGCGCGCGCACGUGCGCGCGCACACACACACACACACACACACACACACACACACACACACACACACACACACACAGGGUGGUGUGGGAGGUAUUUAAAAACAUUACAACCCAGAAUUCUCUUUUUCUCUGAUAUUUAAAAAAUAUUUAAUCAAUGCUUGUAGAUAUGGAUUUCUGGAUUUUUUGCAAAAUCACAGUUGCAGAUUUUUUAAAGAUUUUGCUGCAUUUCUUUAGUUUCAUGAUUUAAAAAAAAUAAACUCUUGUCAAAUUUAAAA